This is a messenger RNA of Theileria parva strain Muguga, 1113 nucleotides long. RefSeq lists its product as uncharacterized. The record is from RefSeq and is a predicted model, not a curated record. The transcript is spliced from 7 exons. NCBI's taxonomy places the organism in Eukaryota, Apicomplexa, Aconoidasida, Piroplasmida, Theileriidae. Bases 1 to 1059 code for a protein of 352 amino acids.
AUGUCACAACUUUUUAUUAAAAGGAAUAGAAUUUUAAGUUCUCAGUCACUAGAAUCGCAGUCUUCUGCUUCCCCUAAUGUAGUUCAGGGGAAGCUUUUUAUAGAAGGUCUAGAUGACUCAGAAUCUCAGUCUGAUAUUGAGUGUGUAUUCAAAACUUCUGGAUUUUUAAAAUUACUACUACUUUCAAUAAAUCCAACUCAAACACGAAAUUUCACAAGUCCGAAGAUUUCUGAAGGCGUUGGAAUCCAAUCGAACACUUCAUUUUAUGUCCAUUUUGUUUUUAAACCUGAGCAUUUAAUGAUACAGUCGAUGAUGGAAGGGCAAUCUAUGUACACAUGUAUUAGCAUUUCUAAAGAACAUUUAAAUAAAUACACAUUCAUGAACAACUUACCUCAAAAUAUGUCAACUGUCGAUGUGGCAGUUCCACUUAAGCCUAUUUUAAUUUGCAUUGGAAUGUAUUCUCAAAAUAGUGAGUUAUCGCUGUCCUACAACACAGAGGACAAACAAAUUGUUUUGAAGGGGAAUUGUACUGACUAUGACAGGUUUAAGUACUCAAGCGAUGUUGGUCAACAUUUAGUUUGCAGAUUGAAAACCAUUUUAGCUUCUCCGCUUAAUAUCCCUUUCGAGGACCUCUUUUUCAAUAUUGAGAAGUACGAUUAUUUUACAAUAUCUCCUAAGAUUUUGUACUCUUGCAUUUAUGACAUUACUACUGACGCCAGUUCCACAAGGAUGAUUUUGGAGGUCACUCCUCCUACCCAAAGCUCCCCUCAUGUUCUCGGCAUGACGCGGGAGAAUUCAGUGAUCAUCAUCCAAUGGGAUUUUUCACUUGACAAGAAUAUCUUCGAGGAUUUCAAAAUCACCAAGAAUCACCUGUACAAGUACUCCACCAAGUGUAUGCACUGUGUUACGAACGGGCUGAAGAUUUCGAACAAGUGCAAGGUGAUGAUAAAGGAGAACGGCGCUCUUUUAAUAAGAACAUAUAUAAGCUGGAACAUUUCCGAAGAGAUUAGUUUGUACUAUUACGUUUGUCCUUUUGUUGACAAGAAGCCAAGUGAAUAACACCGCUUACUUCUGACUCAACGUCAUUUCAAUUAAUUUUAAUACAGAUUCCUA